Molecule: messenger RNA, 726 nt
Organism: Camelina sativa (false flax)
Lineage: Eukaryota; Viridiplantae; Streptophyta; Magnoliopsida; Brassicales; Brassicaceae
Source: RefSeq, a predicted model, not a curated record
AUGGCAGAGCAAACUGAAAUGGAGAUCAAUGAGGUUGCGUUUCUAAACUUGCUUUAUGCGUGUAGCCAUUCUGGUUUAAGAGACAAAGGGCUUGAGUUGUUUGACAUGAUGGUGGAAAAAUACGGGUUCAAGCCCGGUUUGAAACACUACACUUGUGUGGUGGACUUGCUUGGUCGAGCAGGCAGUUUGGAUCAAGCCGAGGCAAAAAUAAGGUCUAUGCCAAUCAAACCAGACACCAUUAUAUGGAAAACACUGUUAUCUGCGUGUAACUUACACAAAAACACAGAAAUGGCACAGAGAGUCUUUAAAGAAAUUCUUCAGAUUGACCCUAAUGACUCCGCUUGUUACGUCCUGCUUGCAAAUGUUCACGCCUCAGCUAAGAGAUGGCGUGAUGUCUCAGAGGUGAGAAAAUUAAUGAGAGAUAAGAAUGUGAAGAAAGAAGCUGGAAUCAGCUGGUUUGAACACAAAGGUGAAGUGCAUCAGUUUAAGAUGGGAGAUCGCUCUCAAUCUAAAUCCAAAGAGAUCUAUUCAUACCUGAAAGAACUGACUCUGGAGAUGAAGCUGAAGGGAUACAAGCCGGAUACAGAGUCAGUGUUGCAUGAUAUGGAUGAGGAGGAGAAAGAAUCAGACUUGGUACAGCACAGCGAGAAACUAGCGGUUGCAUUUGCGCUCAUGAUAUUACCUGAAGGUGCACCGAUUAGAAUAAUCAAGAACUUGCGGGCUUAA